CUAUCAUUAUCUUGAAUCUCAUGUUUGGAUGAUAUUAUUCUCAAUCGUAUCUCAUUUGCAUACUUUUUUCUUCAUAUCUAUUAUCUAAAUCAGAGAAAACAGGGGAAGUAGUAGCCAAAACAAAAACCAUGGCCAUGUCUUUGUUUCUGAAUCUCAUGUUUCCACCACCACCUUCUAUAUUUGUCAUAGCCAUGUCGGUUAUAAGCUUUGUUGCACUUGCAAAUUAUGGUUUGUCGGAAGUUAGAGGAAAACACUUGAACUAUUCUAAAUUCUGGAAUGUUAAUAAUAGCAACAACAAUAGUAAAAAACAUAUCAAGUUUUCAAGUAAGGUUGGUAUGUUGUUGUUGUAUAGUCCUGCUUUUCUAGCUGCCACGGCGUCGUUUUGGAUCUUUCCUAAUGAAGGUUUUAGAACUACAAUCCUUCGUUGUGCUUUGACUCUUCAUUACUUCAAAAGGGUCUUUGAGUCUCUUUUUGUUCACAAAUAUAGUGCUUCUAUGCUUCUUGAAUCUGCAAUUCCCAUCACUUUAAGUUACUUAAUGUCAACUAUAACCAUGAUCUAUGGUCAACACCUCACAUUGGAUCUUCCAGAACCACCAAUCAAUCUAUUGUAUCCAGGACUUGUGUUGUUUCUAAUAGGCAUCAUUGGCAACUUCUACCAUCAUUACCUCUUAUCCAAAUUGAGAGGAAAAGGGGAAAAGGAAUACAAAAUUCCUAAAGGUGGCUUAUUUGGUAUUGUGAUAUGCCCUCACUAUCUUUUUGAGAUUAUUGAGUUUUAUGGAUUGUCAUUCAUUUCUCAAACAUUGUAUGGAUUCUCUUUCACUAUAGGCACUACUUUCUACUUAUUGGGUAGGAGUUAUGCAACUAGGAAUUGGUAUAUUUCUAAGUUUGAUGAUUUCCCUAAAAAUGUUAAGGCUGUAAUCCCAUUUUUCUUCUAAAUUGUUGUACAUUAAUCCCUAUGUUCUAUGCAUGAAGUAUAUGGGGAUUUGUAUCAAACAUUUAAAUCUUUUAAUAUAUGAGAAAAAUAACUUUUGUUAA
Molecule: messenger RNA, 1035 nt
Organism: Cicer arietinum (chickpea)
Lineage: Eukaryota; Viridiplantae; Streptophyta; Magnoliopsida; Fabales; Fabaceae
Biological process (GO): lipid metabolic process
Molecular function (GO): oxidoreductase activity, acting on the CH-CH group of donors
Source: RefSeq, a predicted model, not a curated record